UUUUGUCGAUUUAUAGGUUUUAAAUGAGGAUUUUCAGUCUCCUGACCAGGGUCGCGCUGAGUCCGACAGGUUUGUAAUGAAUUAAUCACUGUAUACCAAAAUGGAUUCCAGACACCAGACAGGGAAAUGCUGGAGGACAUUUUUACCCUGCUCUUUGUUUCUGUUGGCAUUUGUGAGUCUGACAGAUUCCAUACCGGAGCUGAACAUCACCAACCUGCCAGUGAGGUGCAAAGACAACGAGUACCUGAGUGAUAGCAACCAGUUCUGCUGUGAUAAGUGUUCACCAGGAUAUAAACUAACGAAGCAGUGCUCAGGAGCGGGCAGGAGGUCCCAGUGUGAUAAAUGCCGUAAUGGGACGUACAUGGAUGGAAUAAACUACUACAGAAACUGCUUCAGGUGUCAGAAGUGUAACAAGCAAAAUGCAGUUGAGCGAAUGCCGUGCAGUCAUGACCAAAACACAGAGUGUGGGUGCGAGCCUGGAUACUACAAGAAAUCAAUCGAUGAUGAGACGUGGUUCUGUAAACGCUGUAGAGAGUGUGGAGACGGAGAGAUGCAGAUCAGUUCAUGUGCCUGGAACAGUGACACUGUGUGUGAGUGUAAAGAAGAUUAUUACCGUAAGAACAGUAACGUCUGUAUACGCUGCACAAACUGCAGUUUAAAGUGUACCCACCGGUGUCCAAAAACCAACGACUCGAUCCUCAAGACCACGACUCCUGGCCCUGCACCAGGUCCCGUGUUCCCCUCAGUCGUCAUGUCUGUGAUUCUUGUUGGGAUUGGCUUGGCUGGAGGAAUUGCUUUAUAUAAAGGAUUUAAAAAAGGGAGGAGGAUGUUUCAUAAACAGUCCAGUAAAUCACACGAAGCACCUGACCAGGAGAGGAUCGUGGAAAUGACUCAGACAUACACAUGCCCACCCAUCACUGUGGAUGAGACUGUUCCAUUAUCAAGUCCUCCAAAUCCAGGUCUUCCAGACUGCGUCCCCAGAGAGAUCAAAACUCAUGAGUUCAUCUACUUUGUUCUGGGCUUGGUCCCAAUUAAUCGCUUCAAGGAACUGGUGCGUCACCUGAACGUCUGCGAGCAGGACAUCGACAGGGCAGAACGAGACCACCGGGCCUACGCCGACGCCCAGUACCAGAUGCUGAUGGUUUGGAUUGACGGCAGCACCGGGGGAGGGAAGAGCGUCCUGUCAUAUUCACAGCUGAAGCAGUUUGUGGACGUACUGAGAGACAUGAAUCUGUCUGCCUGUGCUGAGAGCAUAGAGGAGAAGUACUGCACUUAGCCCUGAGCACUCUCCUACCAUAAGUCAGUAAGGAUAAGGACAGUAAGGACAACAAAUAUAGCAUUUAUUAUAUAGUAUUAUUAUUGUGCUGAAAAGUUGCUAUGAUGACAUUUCCAAAUUUGUCAGGUGCAUAGUUUGUAGAUGUGGGCUUAAGGUACUGGACUAGUAAUCAGAAGGCUGCUGGUUCAAGACCCUUAAGCUUUAACUAAGGAUAGAAGUGUUGGUUGAAUGCUGCAGACAUGAAUGUAGAUUCUGAGCUGCCACUAACGACUAUUUUUCUAUCGAUUAAUCUAAACAGGGCGGCACGGUGACUCGGUGGGUAGCACUGUCGCCUCACAGCAAGAAGGUCCCGGGUUCGAUCCCCGGGUGGGGCGGUCCGGGUCCUUUCUGUGCGGAGUUUGCAUGUUCUCCCCGUGUCCGUGUGGGUUUCCUCCGGGUGCUCCGGUUUCCUCCCACAGUCCAAAAACAUACAGCCAGGCUAAUUGGAGACCCUGAAUUGUCCUAUAUGCACCUAGCCGCUAAAUGCACGAACCAGUGCAUUGUAGUGCCGGUCCCAAGCCCGGAUAAAUAGGAAGCGUUGUGUCAGGAAGGGCAUCCGGCGUAAAAAUUGUGCCAAAUCAAUGCGGAUCAUGAUCCGCCGAGAGCCGACCCCGUAACCGAACGGGACAAAGGACGAAGAACAACAAAAAAGUAUUAAACAGAGUGCAGCAGGUGUUUAUGGUGUUCCGUACACGAAGCAAAGUGCUUCAACUUAUAGCAGAAAUAAAAUAGUUAGAGGUGGGCACGUCUCAUUAAGUCCAACGUACAGUAACGACAGAAUGAGCCCAGAUUCUAACCUACACAUUCACUAAACUCUUACUUACAAUUCUGAGCCAUGUAAACAAAGUGGCGAGUGCUCCAGCGUAUUCACAUGAGAAGCUUUUUGUGCUUCUGCAAAAACUGCCCAACACAGCAAAGAAAUACAGUAUUCCAAGAUCUCUGGUAUUAAAAAGCUUAAUGGAACAAUAUAAAUGUGCAACAUGGCACUAGUGCUGCUGUGGUACCAUAAGUAUUCCCAAACUUUUGAUGAUUUGGGUCUUGGCAAACUUAAACAUGAUGCAUCGACUUAAAAUAUUGACGCCAACGCAUUUUUAGUGUUCAACAGAUGUACUUAAGAGUCUUUAUUUCUUUAAAGCUUUGUUUAGGAUGUCAAGUCAAGUCAAAUGUAUUUAUAUAGCACUUUUUACAAUAGACAUCGUCUCAAAGCAACUUUACAGAAUCCAGGACCAACAGACCAAAAACCCGUAUUGAGCAAACCAAGGGCAACAGUGGAAGGAAAAACUCCCUUAAAAGUACAGGAAGAAACCUUGAGAGGAACCAGACUCAGCAGGUCCCUCCGUCCUCCUUGGGGGGCCUGGAGGAUCAUUUAAAUAAAUAGGAUUUAAACAAAUCAUACAAAUACACAAUUAAAUUGAACUGAAAGUUAUAACUAGCAAAAAUAAUUGGAGUUCUUCAUUAUUCAGUAAAGUCUGUGAUAAAGUCUGUUGUAAAUUCUGGACAUUUUUGGUGCCCGUCACAUCUGGCAGGAGCAGCAUUGUUGGCACUGCAGUCUAGACUUGCAGUCUUUAACCUCGAGAGGGUAAACGGGUUUCCAUCAGAGCCUCCUCGGGGUAAAACAACAGACGAUGGAGUUAAAAUGUGAAAUCGAUAAGAGUAAAAUGUCAGUUUUACAGAGAGUCGCUUUAGACUCCGCCCACUAAUUAUUACAGCAGAACUAAAAUGUGUGUGUAGAUGUGUGUACUAUUGGGUGUUCCUGAUGGGCUAAAUCUGCUGCAGUUUAAACAUUUCUAUUUUACUCGGUCUUUUCUAAAAAAGCUUUGUAGGUCACAAUGUACCACACUAAUUAUAUAUAUAUAUAUAUUGCUUCUAUUCAGAAUUUAAAAUGCUGGGUCCUCCAGGUGUAGCAAGAACUGUACAUUUAAUAAAAACACUGAAUUCAGGUGUAAAUAAGUGUAAAUAAUUCCUUUUGAGCACCUUGUAAAAAGCAUUUCUGUACUAAUGAUCAAUCCUGCAAAGACCCACAUUUGUAUUUCCUUCAUUUUCAGUUACUUUAACAAUUAUAUAUUUUUUGAAGGUCAACAAAAAAAUUUAUAAUAAAAAGGUGAAAAUUGUU
Trichomycterus rosablanca is the source of this 3428-nucleotide messenger RNA. It is a transcript of the gene tnfrsf1a, whose product is annotated as tumor necrosis factor receptor superfamily, member 1a. The transcript has 10 exons. The coding region runs from base 101 to 1276 and encodes 391 amino acids. Gene Ontology annotation, cellular component: membrane raft; signaling receptor complex. Gene Ontology annotation, biological process: signal transduction; inflammatory response. NCBI's taxonomy places the organism in Eukaryota, Metazoa, Chordata, Actinopteri, Siluriformes, Trichomycteridae. Gene Ontology annotation, molecular function: tumor necrosis factor binding; tumor necrosis factor receptor activity. The record is from RefSeq and is a predicted model, not a curated record.